UAUCCUCUGUUUUAUUUAAGAGCAGCUAGCUCACUCAAAUAUGAAAUGGAAAAUCCCCUUAAUCUCAUAUUCCAACUGUAAUUCUACGAAGAACAUCAUAUCCAAAUUGUUUGUAACAAACCAAAUCCUCACUCGAAACUAACAAUUCGCACAAAUGUAUCGACAAGUUUACUGCUUCUGUGUCCAGGAACUAGUCAUCAUAUAGAACCAUUUAAUCUCCAUCUAUGCAGUGGCAAAAUAUGUUUGUUGUUUUCAGGUAUUUCAUCUAGCCAUGAAUUUUUGGUACUAGCAACCGCUGUAAAAUUCUGUAGGUUUUGGGAUCACAGAAAGAUGUCUUUGGAGGGUCUUGAAUCCUGUUUUCUGCCUGAAUGACAAAAGAAAGGAAAGGGUGUAUAUGGCAUGAGAAGGUCAAGAGAAAGGAAUAUAAAAACAUUGUUGGCAGCUCAAAAGCCUUAUCUUCUGAACAUCGAAAGCUAUGUGCUGAUAUGACCAGUAGUUUUUAAUCUUAACCUUCAUAUUCUCUCUUUGAAAAUGUGCAAGGCUAAGAUUAAAAGAUGAGGGAAUAUACUCAAUGAAAAGUAGUGGAUGGUGGCCACACUAGCUAUAAAACUGGUAAGAACUCUGUAUCCCAGAGCAUCCCAUAGAGAGAGAGAGAGAGAGAGAGAGGAAAUGGAUUGCAUUGCCUUAACGUCGCAGAAGCCACAUGCAGUCUGCAUCCCAUUCCCAGCUCAAGGCCACAUAAACCCAAUGCUAAAAUUGGUUAAACUCCUCCACUUCAAAGGUUUUCAUAUAACCUUUGUCAACACAGAGUUCAUACAUAAACGCCUGCUGAAAUCUCGAGGUCCAAAUUCUCUUGAUGGUUUCCCUUCCUUUAGAUUCGAGACAAUUCCAGAUGGUCUUCCUCCAACUGAUGCGAAUGUUGCCACCCAACACAUGCCAUCGCUAUGCGAAUCCACAAGGAAAAACUGCCUAGCACCCUUCAGAGACCUUCUUUUGAAGCUCAAUUCUUCACCAAAUUCGCCUCCAGUAACCUGCAUAGUUGCUGAUGGUAUCAUGAACUUCACUCUUGAUGCAGCCCAAGAACUAGGCCUUCCUGAAGUUAUUUUCUGGACAACAAGUGCCUGUGGUUUCAUGGGCUACCUUCAAUAUCGCAAUCUCAUUGAAAAGGGUUUAGUUCCUCUUAAAGACGACAGUUAUUUAACAAAUGGGUAUUUGGAUACAGUAAUAGAUUGGAUUCCAGGAAUGAAAGGAAUCCAAUUGAAGGAUAUCCCAACCUUCAUUAGAACCACUGACCCAAAUGACCCCAUUCUGCACGUGAUUUUGCACGAUACAGAACAAGUUCAAAGAGCUUCUGCUAUCAUUUUGAAUACGUUUGAUGCCUUAGAGCAUGAAGUUCUCGAGGCAAUUUCGCAUUUGCUACCACCUAUAUACUCCAUUGGACCCCUGGACCUACAACUUAAUCAGAUACCAGCUGAAGAUAACACCUUCAAGUUGACUGGAGCAAGUCUAUGGAGAGAAGAACCAGACUGUUUUGAAUGGCUUGACUCUAAAGAACCUAGUUCUGUGAUUUAUGUCAACUUUGGAAGCAGCACAGUCAUGACAGAUGAGCAGCUAAUUGAAUUCGCUUGGGGCCUUGCAGACAGCAGCAUCACUUUUUUUUGGGUCAUUAGGCCUAACCUUGUUGGGGGAGAAUCACCUGUGGUACCACCAGAGUUUAUAGAACAGACUAAAGACAGGGGUCUACUGGCAAGCUGGUGCUGUCAAGAACAAGUCUUGAGCCACCCAGCUAUAGGAGGGUUCUUGACGCAUAGUGGGUGGAACUCAACCAUUGAAAGUGUGUGCGGUGGAGUGCCGAUGAUCUGUUGGCCCUUCAACGGCGAGCAACAAACCAACUGUAGGUACUGUUGCAAAGAAUGGGGCAUAGGCAUGGAGAUGGAGGGUGAUGUUAAAAGAAACUACAUAGAAAGCCUUGUGAGGAAGUUAAUGGAGGAAAAGGAGGGAAAAGAGAUGAGGAAGAAAUCCAUGGAAUGGAAGAAGUUGGCAGAGAAGGCCACUACAGGUCCUCAUGGAUCAUCUUUCUUGGAUUUGGACAAAAUGGUUAAUCAGGUGCUGCUAUCUCCAAAAGAUUAGAAUUGAUGAACUGUACUACUUUUUUGUAUGUAUAAUUGUAUAUCAUAGUUUUAAUCAACGAUACUUUGUAUCUCGAUCAUAUCAUUUUCUGUUCCCUGGUUGUGACUCUUUUAUCA
Rosa rugosa (rugosa rose) is the source of this 2246-nucleotide messenger RNA. RefSeq names its product (R)-mandelonitrile beta-glucosyltransferase-like. The transcript has 2 exons. Gene Ontology annotation, molecular function: UDP-glycosyltransferase activity. Lineage: Eukaryota; Viridiplantae; Streptophyta; Magnoliopsida; Rosales; Rosaceae. The record is from RefSeq and is a predicted model, not a curated record. Bases 586 to 2130 code for a protein of 514 amino acids.